This is a messenger RNA of Fusarium poae, 303 nucleotides long. RefSeq lists its product as uncharacterized. The record is from RefSeq and is a predicted model, not a curated record. The transcript is spliced from 3 exons. NCBI's taxonomy places the organism in Eukaryota, Fungi, Ascomycota, Sordariomycetes, Hypocreales, Nectriaceae. Bases 1 to 303 code for a protein of 100 amino acids.
AUGGCAGAUGCCGGGACUCGGAGAACUCCGGUAGCAACGAAUUGGGCAAAGAAUUUCAACAUGGAAAACGUGUCAAAGAGACUCAAUAUUAACUCAGAAAAAGACUCUCAACAUCUUUUACUUCGAAAUAUCAGAGCAUUACCAGAGCGAGAGCUGCUAUCACCCAGCACAAUGACUUCUGCGUCAACACAGCUACCACUCAUGUCUAGGAGAGACUCAGAAACGAAUAGCAUGACAAGAAACAACGUCUGGAUUGCAAGAACAGUACGAGCUGCCAUGGCUGGUGUUUUGUCUAAGCCAUGA